GUAGUGGAAGUUGAAAAGUUUUUUUGUCUGGAUAUGAGCUUGACAACCCAAUGGGGAGUCUUCCGGCCUUCAAGAUAAGACGAUGAUGGAGGGAUCGGAUAACUGGAUUUUGAAACUGGUCGAGUGUUUUAUCCUUUUCCUCUUCAUACUUGUUCAAUCAACUUGUGCACAAGAAGAAUUUGUGAGCAUAGCAUGCUGCGCAGACUCAAACUUCAACGACCAAAACAUAAAUAUAAAUUGGACAACAGAUAAUAGCUGGUUCCCUAAUAGAACUGGUUGCCGAAGUGUAGUAGAAGAGGGACUGGGGAAUCAUGAGGGAUAUGUCAUGAAAGCCCGAAUAUUCACCAUAGAUUCAGGGAAGAGAUGUUAUAAUUUGACAACAAUUGAGGAGCAAGACUACCUAGUAAGGGCUACAUUUCUUUUUGCUGAUUCACUCAACAUAACUUUGGACACAUCCUUCGAUGUUUUGGUUGGUGUCACCCCAAUCGGUCGAGUGAACUCGUCCAAGAACUUGGAAGUGGAAGGGAUUUUUAGAGCUGCCAAGGACCAUAUUGACUUUUGCUUAGAGAAGGUCAAGGGAGAUCCUUACAUUUCAAAGCUUGAACUAAGGCCUCUGGAAAAUUUGUACUACCUGAAGGAGAUCAUUUCUCCUAGUGUUUUGAAAGUGAUUAGUAGAAUUGAUGUGGGAGGAGGAGCUGCUAUCAGGUACCCAGAGGACGAAAGUGACAGAAUUUGGAAACCAUUAGAAAAUUCACCACCCGCAGUGACGAACCUUUCCAGCUUUCCGAACGACAAAGCUAACAAUGUGACAGCACCUAAUUUGAAAGUCCUCCUGACAGCUCUAAACCAUUCCGAGAGAUUGGAGUUCCGCGAAGAUCUCGACAAACAUCACUCUGAUUACCGUGUGAUCCUCUACUUCCUUGAGCUCAACGGCAAUGUUAAAUCUGGGGAAAGGGUGUUUGAUAUUUACAUUAACAAUGAUAAAUUAAGGCAGAAUUUUGAUAUAUUGGCUAAUGGGUCCAACUAUAAGGAGGUUGCUUUGGAUGUUAAAGCAAAUGGGUCUCUUAAUAUGACUUUGGUCAAGGCCUCAGGUGGUGUCUUUGGGCCCAUUUGCAAUGCCUAUGAAAUCUUGCAAGUGCACCCAUGGGUGAAAGAGACUAACCAGAAAGAUGUGGAUGUGGCCUUGAACGUGAGGAAUGAGUUACUGGCAUCUAACCAAGAGAAUGAACUGUUGAAAAGUUGGUCUGGAGAUCCAUGUCUUCCAAACCCCUGGCAUGGUUUAGGUUGUGAGCCCUAUAAUGGUUCAGUUAUCAUCACCAGUUUGGAUCUCUCUUCAAGUGAACUUCAAGGGUCAAUCCCUCCCAGUAUCGCUGAACUGGCCAAAUUAAAAACACUGAAUCUGAGCUACAACUGUUUCAAUGGCAGUAUUCCAGAGUUUCCUGCUUUUUCCGUGCUAGAGUCAAUGGAUAUCAGACACAAUCAGCUUACAAGACAACCUCCAGAAUCUCUUAUCUCGCUGCCACAUUUAGAAUCACUAUAUUACGGGUGCAAUCGUUAUUUAGACAAAAAACUUCAACCCAGAUUCAACGAAUCAAGACUUCGUACAGACUCUGGAAGAUGUGAUUCUGAAGGACGAACACAUAAACCAGUAAUCGUCAUUGGCGUUGCAUGUGGAUCAUUUCUAUUUACCAUUGUAGUUGGAAUCGUUUUUGUUUGCAUUUACAGACGAAGAUUAAGGCACAGGGGAGGAUUUGAUAAUAAAGAACAGCAUAUGGUUGAGAAUAUACUUAUCUACCUACCCAGCAAAGAUGAUAUUAGUACAAAGUCAAUAGCUAUUGAGAAGUUUACACUGGCAUCGAUAGAGGCUGCCACCGAGAAGUACAAAACCUUGAUAGGCGAAGGGGGAUUUGGGUCGGUUUUCCAUGGCAUGCUACUUGAGGGCCAGGAAGUGGCAGUAAAGGUUCGGUCAGCAGAAUCUACUCAGGGAACCCGGGAAUUUGAGAACGAGCUAAACCUGCUCUCAGAGAUUCGACACGAGAACCUGGUGCCUCUUCUUGGUUAUUGUAGUGAAAAUGACCAACAAAUUCUUGUUUAUCCUUUUAUGUCUAAUGGCUCCCUACAAGAUCGUCUCUAUGGGGAUGCAGCAAAAAGGAAAACUCUGGACUGGCCAACCAGACUUUCUAUUGCUCUAGGUGCUGCUAGAGGUUUGCAAUAUCUUCACACGUUUGCUGGGCGUUGCAUAAUACAUAGGGAUGUAAAAUCAAGCAAUAUACUCUUGGAUCAUACAAUGUGCGCAAAGGUUGCAGACUUUGGUUUCUCAAAGUACGCUCCUCAGGAAGGGGACAGUGGUGUUAUUUCUCUGGAAGUGAGAGGAACAGCUGGUUACCUAGAUCCAGAGUACUAUACGACCCAGCAGUUGUCUGUAAAAAGUGAUGUCUUCAGCUUUGGUGUGGUUCUACUUGAAAUUGUAACUGGUCGUGAGCCUCUCAACAUACACAGGCCACGCAAUGAAUGGAGCUUGGUUGAAUGGGCCACACCCUAUCUAAGAGAUCAAAAGAUUGAUGAAAUCGUGGACCCUAGCAUCAGGGGUGGGUACCAUGCAGAGGCAAUGUGGAGAGUUGUGGAAGCCGCACAGUCAUGUAUUGAGACCAGUGCUGCUUAUCGGCCAUUCAUGGCCAAUAUUGUCCGGGAGCUGGAGGAUGCUUUGAUCAUAGAGAACAAUGCAUCUGAAUACAUGAAGUCCAUAGACAGUUUGGGAACUUCCAACUCCAAUCGCUUCUCUGUUGUCAUGGACAAAAGAAUUGCUCUACCACCAAUGUCAACUCCAUCAGAACCGUUGUCUAUUAUGACGCAACAACCCUCUCCUCCCCAGCCAAGAUAACAAGUACAAUGAGUGAAUAUGAUGUUUCAUCAAUAUAUGAAUGGUGGAGUUUUCCUUUUUCUUCCAUAGUCCAACAUGUAUUGAUAUGUCAAUGACUCAAUGAUGACCUUCUAGUUACAUCAUAUGCUAAUGAUAAAAGGAAAAAUGAGGAUGAUCCUCCAAUACUCUAGCUUAUGAAUCUUGCUGUUUAUUCGACAUUCAUUAGGUUGUAAAACUCAAGAGAGUUGAAUUUAUGCUAAAAUGCUAUUGAAGAACAUAUGGACAUUGCACAAGUAUGAGUUCAGCAUAUCUUGCCAAAAAUCAGAUGGGUCGUUUAUCCUGGGAGUUGAUGAAUGUUCAUAAACCUGGAAAGCCAAAUAAUUCAUGCAAGACAGGCUAGCUAAACAUUCAUUGAGUUGACUCAACCCCAUUAAAUCUGUAUGGUACCUGCACCAUAGAUUUAUCUCCUAGAGCUCGA
Juglans regia (Persian walnut) is the source of this 3338-nucleotide messenger RNA. Its product is annotated as nodulation receptor kinase-like. Bases 83 to 2881 code for a protein of 932 amino acids. The transcript is spliced from 15 exons. Gene Ontology annotation, molecular function: ATP binding; protein kinase activity; protein binding. The record is from RefSeq and is a predicted model, not a curated record. Gene Ontology annotation, biological process: protein phosphorylation. NCBI's taxonomy places the organism in Eukaryota, Viridiplantae, Streptophyta, Magnoliopsida, Fagales, Juglandaceae.